Carassius carassius (crucian carp) is the source of this 2029-nucleotide messenger RNA. It is a transcript of the gene pigu, whose product is annotated as phosphatidylinositol glycan anchor biosynthesis, class U. Lineage: Eukaryota; Metazoa; Chordata; Actinopteri; Cypriniformes; Cyprinidae. Gene Ontology annotation, biological process: attachment of GPI anchor to protein; protein localization to cell surface. Gene Ontology annotation, cellular component: membrane; GPI-anchor transamidase complex. The record is from RefSeq and is a predicted model, not a curated record. The transcript has 12 exons. The coding region runs from base 60 to 1367 and encodes 435 amino acids.
GACGGUGAACUUCGUUUCCCAGCGUGCAUCGCGCUGACAGCUUCUUCCUCGCGACAAAAAUGGCGGCGCCUUUAACACUCCUGCUGAUAGUGGCUGUUACAAUAAGAGCCGUUUUAUUCCGAUCCAGUUUGGCGGAGUUAAUAUCAGAGAGAGUCGAGGUGGUGUCGCCUUUGAAUGCGUGGAAACGAGUUGUAGAGGGUCUUGCCUUGUUGGAUCUGGGGGUCUCGCCUUACUCAGGAGAUGUGUUUCAUGAAACACCUUUUAUGAUAUACCUCUUUCAUUUUCUGGUCGACUAUGCAGAGAUUGUUUUUAUGAUAGCAGAUGGAAUCACAGCAGUGGCUCUUUAUCUGUCAAUUCAGACUUAUAACAAGAAUGUGUUUAGAAAACAGAAGUAUGCCUUGGAAUCAGACCGGUAUCCCGCCGACUGUUUGGAGCUCCUCCGCUCUCCCAAGGAAAUGUUCUACAUCCCCCUCAAGGUUGCUAUGUUUUAUCUGUUAAAUCCCUUCACCAUCCUGUCUUGUGUGGCAAAGUCAACUUGUGGGCUGAACAAUGCCAUUAUUGCGCUCUUCAUUCUCUGUACAUUAAAAGGUAGUGCCUUGUUGAGUGGGAUAUUGUUGGCCUUGGCCACAUAUCAGUCCAUCUAUCCUCUGACCCUGUUUGCUCCUGCGCUCCUGUUCUUCCUGCAGAGGUUAUAUAUCCCAGUGAACCUGAGGAGGAGUAGUUUCUGGUUCUUCACUCUUCAGUAUGCGUUCAUAUAUGUAGGCAGUCUUGUGGUGAUCACUGGACUCUCUUUCUUCCUCCUGGGCUCCUGGGACUUCAUCCCUUCUGUCUAUGGAUUCAUAUUAUCUGUUCCUGACCUGACUCCAAACAUCGGACUCUUCUGGUACUUCUUUGCAGAGAUGUUUGAGCAUUUCCGUCUCUUCUUCAUCUGCGUCUUUCAGAUCAAUGUCUUUUUUUACACCAUCCCGCUCUCCAUCAAACUCAAGGAGCAUCCAGUGUUCCUCAUCUUCAUGCAGAUUGCCAUCAUCUCCAUCUUUAAGUCGUACCCUACUGUGGGAGAUGUCGCCCUCUACAUGGCAUUUUUGCCGGCCUGGAGUCAUCUUUACAGAUUUUUGAGAAACAUCUUUCUGGUGUCAUGUGUGCUGUUGGCGUGCGCCGCACUCUUUCCUGUACUCUGGCAUUUGUGGAUAUACGCUGGCAGUGCCAACUCUAAUUUCUACUACGCCAUCACAUUGCUCUUCAACUUUGGACAGAUCCUCCUAGUGUCCGAUUAUUUCUACGCCUACCUGCGUCGAGAACAUCACCUGACCCACGGCCUCUAUCUGAAGAAGAAAGACGGCACUGAAGCCACUCUAGUAUUAAAGUGACCUCCUGUCACAGGUCUUCGAGAUCUCACCGACUGCCUCACACUCUCAUAAAUUUCCACACUACACUUUUUCCCCAGCUCUUUUUCUCUCUCAGUUCAAUUUGCCUCUCCUUUCUUUUUUUUCAAAGCCUGUUACUUUCUUUUGCACAUUUGAGCAUUUUACCUCAUGUUUGAAUGUUGACACCCUCUCUUGGACCAAAGCUGUUUUGUACGAGACUUUUUGAUAAUGGGGGCUGGCUGAAGGUAUCUGAGUGAUACAGAACUUUACUGUUUUGGCUCCCAUGAGGUGGGUACAAAGUUAUUUUCACUUUCGAUUUGCUCAUCUUUCUUUGUUUCUAAGGAUUUCUUUUCUUUAUUAAAGUCUAUUCAAAAAGUGAGGUUGUUUGGUUGGAUGGUGCAGUUUGAAGCCAUGGUCAGCAGAGGGCAUAACGUGAAUGUGAAUGUGACAGAAUCCUCUGCACCUUUGUGGACAUUUUAUCAGAGAGUCUGACAUGAAGAGGUGGUUUUAUUCAAACGCUCUCUGAAUGCUUUUCUUGGUUUGACUAACAAAAAUGUUAUUUUAUUUUUUAUUAUUUUUGCAUUUUAAUAAUUCAAGAGGCAUAAGAGUUCCUUAAAUAUUUAGAUUUGAUACUUUUUGUACAACAGUCUUGUUUUGUUUAUGUU